Messenger RNA from Sinocyclocheilus grahami, 732 nucleotides. RefSeq names its product NEDD8-like. The record is from RefSeq and is a predicted model, not a curated record. Lineage: Eukaryota; Metazoa; Chordata; Actinopteri; Cypriniformes; Cyprinidae. The transcript has 4 exons. Gene Ontology annotation, molecular function: protein binding. Bases 93 to 365 code for a protein of 90 amino acids.
GGUUCAUUUGCAUUAGGUUUUAACAACUAGUGUUAAAUAAUAUAUGAUCUGGUUUCUGUUUAAUGUGUAUGAGAUAAAACACAGCCAUCAAUAUGUUGAUUAAAGUUAAGACACUCACGGGCAAAGAAAUAGAAAUUGACAUCGAGCCUACAGACAAGGUGGAGAGAAUCAAAGAAAGGGUGGAAGAAAAGGAGGGGAUCCCUCCACAACAGCAAAGACUCAUUUACAGCGGAAAACAAAUGAAUGAUGAGAAGACUGCUGCUGACUACAAGAUCCAGGGAGGAUCUGUCCUGCAUUUAGUUCUUGCUCUCCGAGGAGGGCAAAACCUGCACUGGCCCUGCAGUCACCCAGUGUCUUUCCUCUAAUCUAUUCUAUUAAGACUGCAAAUAGUAGAAAUCUGUGUUAUCAUGUAUGUCAAAACAGCAGAAUUGCCAAGAGGCUCUGGUGUUUAAAGCCAAAAGUGGACAUUUGGCUUCGCAUAAAUCACUGUCUAAAUCAUGUUAGCGUGAUCACAGCUGCUUGGGAUUGACAGUUUACAACCGAAAUGUUAGUUCAUGUUGAAGUUUGUUUUUGCCCUGUCAUUCUGCAAUAUAUGACCGUAUAAAAUUGUGCACUUAAAAACACAUUUGAUUAAGUUUUAAGAUGUAACUGCUCCCUUAUAAAGGCUCAUUAAGGAAAUUAGUUUGCAUUAUCUUGCUUUAAAAAAAUUAAUAAAUUCAACUCGUUCUCCUC